ACAAGAAGAACAGAGCACUCUUGCUCUUGUUUUUUCCUCUGUUUUUCAACACCUCCAACGUUGCCCUUCUUCUUCUUCUUCUCUCUUCUUAAUAAUCAAAACUAGCCGUUAAUAUCAAACAAAAACUUCACCAUUUCCUACUCACUUCUCACCUCUUUUUCAUCACAUCAUUCAUUCAUUCAUUCAUUCACUCUCCUUAGUUUCCACAAUUCUUAUGGAUGAAUCCAUUCUCCUUCUCUACUUAUCUUUGUUUCUCUUCAUCUCUAGCACAACCUCAACCAGAGCUUACAAUGAACUAGUUUUGUCUAAAGCUGAUUACCAAGGCUUGCAAGCAUUCAAAGCCACACUCAUUGAUACUAGAGGAGUUUUGAACACUUGGAAUGGCACUAGAAACAAUGCCUGUUCUGGUGGUUGGAUUGGCAUCAAGUGUGUGCUUGGUAGAGUCAUUGCUAUCCAACUCCCGGGGAAACAAUUGGCCGGUAGCCUCUCGGAGAGUAUUCGGCAACUCACUGCUUUAAGGAAGCUUAGUCUGCAUGAUAACUCCAUCACUGGACUUAUUCCUUCUGCUUUGGGCUCUCUUCCUCGUCUUCGAGGCCUUUAUCUAUUCAAAAAUCGGUUUUCCGGCCAAAUACCGGCGUCUCUCGGGCAAUGCCGGAUGCUUGUCAAUCUAGACUUGAGUCACAACUCGCUCACUGGUGAAAUUCCUUCUACUUUGAACUCUACUAGUCUUUACAGGCUUAAUCUUAGCAACAACAAGCUCUCUGGUACUAUCCCAGUUGCUCUCACUCUUUCUACAUCUCUAAAUUUUGUUUAUCUUGAUCACAAUAAACUCUCUGGAAGCAUUCCUAAAUCAUUUGGCAAUUUGAGCAUGCUUAAAGAAGUGUUUCUCAAUGAUAAUUUGUUCUCUGGAAACAUACCUGAAGAACUCGGUAACCUUUCGGUUCUUCGAACAUUGGACUUCUCUUCUAACUCCAUUGGUGGAACAUUGCCCAUUUCUCUCUGCAAUCUUUCAUCUUUAGUCUUCUUGAAUCUUGGGAGAAACAUGAUUGAUAAUGCCAUCCCUGAAUCCAUUGAUGGACUUAAGAAGCUCUCUGUUCUUUCACUGAAGAGCAAUAGAUUCAGAGGAGAAAUACCAGAAACUUUAGGGAACCUUAGUAAAUUAUCACUGCUUGAUUUGUCUGAAAACAAAUUCAUUGGAGUGAUUCCUGAGUCAUUUAAUCUUCUAACAAAACUCACUUCAUUCAAUGUAUCUGAUAACAAUCUCUCUGGUUCUGUUCCUCUGGUUCUUGCUCAAAAAUUCAAUGCAAGUUCAUUCAGAGGAAACAUUCAACUUUGUGGUUAUCCUACUUCAGCUCCAUGUCCUUCUUCUCCUUCGCCUUCUUUUCCGGUGAAACCUGGUCAUCGGCGAAGAUUGAGUACUAGAGAUAUAAUUCUUAUUGCAUCAGGAGCUGUCAUUGGAUUUCUUCUUCUUCUCUGCUGUCUUCUUCUCUUUUGUUUGUCCAGGAAAAGGAGUACUGCUACUGCUCAAACGACAAGAACCUCAGCGAAAACUGAAACCGAAGCAGGGGAAGACACAGGAGGGAAACUGGUGCACUUCGAUGGGCCUUUAGUGUUCACCGCCGAUGAACUUUUAUGCGCAACAGCAGAGAUAAUAGGGAAGAACUCUUAUGGAACAGUUUACAAGGCUACUUUGGAAGAUGGCAAUGAAGUUGCAGUGAAGAGAUUAAGGGAGAGGAUUGUAAAGAACACGAAAGAAUUUGAAACAGAAGUUAGUACAUUAGGCAAAGUUCGACAUCCAAAUCUCGUCGCUCUUCGUGCUUACUACUUAGGACCGAAAGGAGAGAAACUACUAGCACUUGACUUCAUGCCUAAAGGCAGCCUUUCUGCUUUUCUUCAUGCUCGAGGGCCUGAUCAACAUGUUGGUUGGAGAACAAGGAUCAACAUAGCAAUCGGAAUUGCCCGUGGAUUGAAUUAUCUUCACAAUGAGUUAGACAUGGUUCAUGGACAGUUAACAAGCAGUAAUGUUUUGUUGGAUGAGAACUUCAAUGCAAGGAUCUCUGAUUAUGGUUUAUCUAACCUUGUGAAUGCUAAUGUGAGUUCUAGUGCCAUAGUUACGACCGUCAGUGAGCUUGGUUACAGAGCACCGGAGCUAUCUAAGCUCAAAAAAGGCGAACCAAAAUCAGAUGUUUAUAGUUUCGGAGUGAUCAUGCUUGAACUCUUGACCUGUAAACCGCCCGGGGAGACGAUAAAUGGCCUAGACUUGCCACAAUGGGUUGCUUCGGUCAUGAGUGAGGACCGAAUCAGUGAGUUAUUCGAUGUCGAAUUGAACAGAGAGAAUGUUGGUGAUGAAUUACUUAGCUGUUUGAACUUGGCAUUGCAUUGUGUCGAUCCCUCACCAGAGGCCCGGCCGGAGAUGUCACAAGUUCUGCAACGUUUGGAGGUGAUCAGGCCUGAGUUGGUUGCAAUUGAACAAGAAUCUACAAGUAAUGACUAGAUUUGUUAUUCUUCUUCUUUGUAUUGUUUGUAAACAAAUCAUUGGUUGAUACAAGUGAAUUUCAAUUGUUUUCUAGUUAAGAUGUAGCCAUUGUUUUGAUUAAAUUUUAGUUAGACUGAUAAUAACAUGUUCUUCGAGUUUGAAGUUAUAUUAUUUUUUUCUGUGAUUGUUCAU
Messenger RNA from Dioscorea cayenensis subsp. rotundata (Guinea yam), 2668 nucleotides. RefSeq names its product probably inactive leucine-rich repeat receptor-like protein kinase IMK2. Gene Ontology annotation, biological process: protein phosphorylation. Gene Ontology annotation, molecular function: protein binding; protein kinase activity; ATP binding. NCBI's taxonomy places the organism in Eukaryota, Viridiplantae, Streptophyta, Magnoliopsida, Dioscoreales, Dioscoreaceae. The record is from RefSeq and is a predicted model, not a curated record.